This is a messenger RNA of Cydia strobilella, 3011 nucleotides long. RefSeq names its product ubiquitin carboxyl-terminal hydrolase nonstop (gene not). The transcript has 7 exons. Gene Ontology annotation, molecular function: zinc ion binding; cysteine-type deubiquitinase activity. NCBI's taxonomy places the organism in Eukaryota, Metazoa, Arthropoda, Insecta, Lepidoptera, Tortricidae. Bases 312 to 1781 code for a protein of 489 amino acids. The record is from RefSeq and is a predicted model, not a curated record. Gene Ontology annotation, biological process: protein deubiquitination.
CGCUAGCCUCGGACGAAUCGAGUCAGCUAAGCAAAGCUAGCGACUGCGCUGCGAGUUGCGAGCGAGCCCAACCCAAUCAACCCAUGGUCGUUUGAGAGCUCGCUUUGCGUUUGCGUAGCCCUGCAAUAACGCAAACGCAUCUUGUUUCUUCUUCACAUUCACAUCAAUAUAAGCUCGUGUUUUAUUUUUCCAAGAAUUUUCGUUUGUGUUGAAUUGAAACGUGUGUUCAGUCAGUGUUAUUAUGAUUUUGGUUUAAAGCUUGCGACGUAGAAAAAGUUGUUUUGCGUCGCCGGUGUUAUACAAGCAAGAAUAUGAAUGACAAUGGAUGCAUUCACUUGAAUAAUUUUAAGGCAGCCAAAGGAUCUAAUCCUUACAAAAUAGUGCAUGCAUUUUUCGUGUCUUGCACCUCAUUAGAAGCUAGAAGAUACAAGGCCACAUCAUGUCUGUGUUUCACAUGUGGUCAGCCCGGGCCCCGCAUGCACUCCUGCCUUCAUUGCAUAUUCUUUGCCUGCUAUGCGGGCCAUAUCCAGGACCAUUCAAAAACCAAAAAGCAUUUUCUCUAUGUUGAUUUAAGCUAUGGAAAUAUAUUCUGUGCUCAAUGCCAGGACUACAUUUACGACAGAGAAUUGGCUGAAAUUGCUUUGAGUCAUCGGCUAAAAGAAGCAAAGUCACUAGGCAUUGGUGCGCCGUUCAUGCCAUGGCUGCCGAACGCAAACGAAGCGACGGCGCUGCGGCGCCUCCGUAAGCGGCGCCUCAUCAGUCCCUCCACCACGAUCGGGCUGCGGGGACUGCAGAACCUGGGCUCCACCUGUUUCAUGAACUGCAUUGUACAAGCCCUGAUCCACACGCCUCUUCUCCGAGACUACUUCCUCGGUGAGAAGCACAAGUGCAAGUCCCAGGGCUCCGGCAAAUGCUUGGUGUGCGAAGUCUCCAAACUAUUUCAGGAGUUCUACUCAGGCGCGAAGACCCCGCUGACCCUCCACCGGCUGCUGCAUUUGAUCUGGACGCACGCGCGCCACCUGGCGGGCUACGAGCAGCAAGACGCGCACGAGUUCUUCAUCGCCACCCUGGACGUGCUGCACAGACAUUGCAUGAACGGCGUCGAAGAGCACGCCGAAAAGAAAGAGAACGGGCGCUGCAACUGCAUCAUCGACCAGAUCUUCACGGGCGGGCUGCAGAGCGACGUGGUGUGCACGUCCUGCUCCGGAGUCUCCACCACCAUCGACCCCUUCUGGGACAUCAGCCUGGACGUGGCCGGGCCCGGCUCGCUGCAGGCCUGUCUGGAGAGAUUCACCAGAGCCGAGCAUCUCGGCUCCGGAGCUAAGAUUAAGUGCUCAAACUGCCGAGCGUACCGUGAAUCGACAAAGCAGUUGACGCUCGAAACGCUGCCUAUAGUGGCGAGCUUCCAUCUUAAACGCUUCGAGCACUCCUCGCAGAUCGACAGAAAAAUCUCCACCUUCGUAUCCUUCCCGGCUGAACUAGAUAUGACUCCAUUCAUGUCGUCACACCGCCGAUCGGUGGAUAGUGGUGCGGCGGACAACAACAACGCGCCGGAAGGGAUAUUCGAGGAUAACCGCUACUCGCUGUUCGCUGUGGUGAAUCAUUUGGGUUCGCUGGACGCGGGCCACUACACGGCGUACGUGCGACAGAUGAAGGGCAGCUGGUUCAAGUGCGACGACCACAUGAUCACCAGGGCCUCGCUCAGGGAGGUUUUAGAUAGCGAAGGAUAUCUGCUCUUCUACCACAAGACUGUUCUGGAGUAUGAAUGUGAGAACUUAUAAGUUAACGUAUUUUAAAUACUAUGGUGUGACCUACGGCCUUCGUCAAAAGUAUUGAGUACCCAUUAUUCUUAUAUAAAUAUAUAAUAUAGGUAUAUUUAUAUAGUAAACAUUGGCGUUUAAUAUAGAAAAGAAUAUAUUCAUGAUGAAAACUUACUUAAUACAUAAAAACGCAUAAUUAACCUAAGAAAACGAGGCUUAAAAAACGGAUUAUCUAUGAAGUGUCUAGUUACCAUUUUUAGGGUUCCGUACCCAAAGGGUAAAAAAACAAUAUAAAGUUUCAAGUUUUGUAUAAGAUAAAGCAUGGGUGCUUAAUACUAUGGCUAAGUAGUGUACAUUUUUCUUGCACAAGGUGCAGGCUACUUACGCUAGCAAUAUCACCAACUGUACUUGUGCCAUCUUCAACUGCUAACUGACAAUGGGGUUGGCAACUGUCAAAAGUUUCCAUUGAUGGCGCCAUCAAAGCUUGCCCCUUUAAGAGAUUUGGCUUAAAAGUCUGGCAUCCAGGGCAUACAAUUCCAUUUAAAAAAAAAAUUGACAAUUCUAGGGGUUGACAGGGCAAGCUAUGCUGGCGCCAUCUGCUAAAUAAUUUGACCGGCCGACUCCAUUCCUAAGCCUUGAAAAGACAUGGCGUUAUUCAUAAACGCGUUGCUGGCCUGAAUUUGCUAUGAAUCGUUUGUCUUUAUCUGUCAUUUUGACUUAUGUAUUUGUAAGAAAGGGAUAAAACAUUUAACUAAAUCAUGCCCGUAAAGUUUUAUGAAUAGGGGGGUAAAGGUCCAUCUGUUAGUGAAUGUUCGAGUUGCAUAAUACAAUAUGCGCAAGCUAUGUGCGCCGUGUGCAAGCACAAUGUAUAAGCGCGUCGGAAGUUGGGAUAUGCUUUGAAUAUAAUUAUACAAAAAAGUAUACUUUUAGGUGUGUUGUAAUCUUUGAAUAACGGACGUGUAUCAAUAAAAUAUGCCAUUACAUUAUUGGACUGAGAUCUAUCUGUAUUACAGAUAUAUUAUGCUGUUUUCAGAAUAAAUCAAAUUUCUCGAGAUUAGUAUAGUUCGUCUUUUUAGCAUUAGAAAAAAAUUGUUUUUUGUAUUUUUUGGUUAUUUUUGUUGCUUGUAAAAAAAUUGACAUGUAAAAGUGCCCCUGUGGCCUAUUUGCUGAAUAAAUGUUUGAUGUUUGAAAGAAGGUAAGCGAUCUGGACGUGUCUUUUACCUUUUUUGUAAUGCUAAAAAAACGAACUUA